Molecule: messenger RNA, 704 nt
Organism: Arabidopsis arenosa
Lineage: Eukaryota; Viridiplantae; Streptophyta; Magnoliopsida; Brassicales; Brassicaceae
Source: the annotation of a GenBank genome assembly
AAACAAAAAAAGAAAAGAAAAGAGAGAAGAUGGAUUUGGUUCAGAUGCAGAAGAGUUUGCAAGAUUACACCAAAUCACUCUUCUUGGAAGGGAUUUUGGACAGCCAGUUCUUGCAGCUGCAGCAACUACAAGAUGAAAGCAAUCCAGAUUUUGUUUCACAAGUUGUCACACUCUUCUUCCAAGACUCUGAUAGGAUUCUCAAUGAUCUCUCACUUUCCCUAGAUCAACAAGUUGUAGACUUCAAAAAAGUUGAUCCCCAUGUUCAUCAACUCAAAGGUAGCAGCUCCAGUAUAGGAGCACAGAGAGUUAAGAAUGCUUGUGUUGUCUUCCGCAGCUUCUGCGAGCAACAAAAUGUCGAAGCAUGUCAUAGAUGUUUGCAACAAGUGAAGCAAGAGUACUAUCUUGUGAAGAACAGAUUAGAGACUCUGUUCAAGCUGGAGCAGCAGAUUGUAGCUUCUGGUGGAAUGAUCCCGCCAGUGGAACUCGGAUUUUGAGUGAACUUCAUAAACAUCUCUGUCCAUUGUUGUUUCAAUUUAGAUCUCUCUUCUUCUUCUCUUUUUGUUACUAUCCAAAAAAGGUUCUUAUGUGAACUUCUUUCUUUGUGCCAUUGGAAGAGUGAGACAUGCUAAAACGUUUCUUAAUCCACACCUAAAUCCCACUUAUGUAUAAUAAGAUUUCAAGCAUAAUAUAGUCAUGUCUAUAUU